AUGACUACUGUAUACGUUUCUGGUGCCACGGGUUUCAUUGCCCAACACGUUGUAAAGCAAUUGCUCUCCAAAGGAUACAAGGUGAUUGGAUCUGUCAGAUCCACUGAGAAAGGAGACGACUUGGUAAAGAAUUUCGGCUCGGACUUCAAGUAUGAAGUUGUGGCUGAUGUGGGGGUUCCAGGUGCGUUUGAUGAAUCGUUGAAAAAGCACCCAGAGGUCAGUGUUUUCCUCCAUACUGCCUCUCCGUUUCAUUUCAAUGCGAAGGAUGUUGAGAAGGAUUUACUUCUUCCUGCUACUGAAGGAACCAAAAACGCAUUGAAAGCAAUCAAGAACCACGGUCCUCAAAUCAAGAGGGUGGUAGUCACAUCGUCAUACGCUGCUGUGGGUGAUGCUUCUCAUGAGGAAGAUCCAAACCAUGUUAACACGGAGGAAUCUUGGAACGAAAUAUCAUGGGAAGGUGCUUUAAAGGACGUGAGGCAAGGGUAUCGAGGAUCGAAAACUUUUGCGGAAAGAGCCGCCUGGCAAUUCGUUAAAGGAUGA
Messenger RNA from Meyerozyma guilliermondii ATCC 6260, 540 nucleotides. RefSeq names its product methylglyoxal reductase (NADPH-dependent). The record is from RefSeq and is a predicted model, not a curated record. Bases 1 to 540 code for a protein of 179 amino acids. The transcript has a single exon. NCBI's taxonomy places the organism in Eukaryota, Fungi, Ascomycota, Pichiomycetes, Serinales, Debaryomycetaceae. Gene Ontology annotation, molecular function: oxidoreductase activity, acting on the CH-OH group of donors, NAD or NADP as acceptor.